AUGGGGUGUGUUUACCUACCUUACUCCGGAGCAGAUCUAUUUAUAGACACCGGGGUGCGACACAGCGAGUGGAGCCAAGACUUCAGUCUGGACAUGCCCGGGACUAACGGGGCGGUCUCAUUGCUCCCCACGGGUGACUACAUGCGAGGAAAAGUCCGGUACGACCUGACAGUCCAGAUAUCUAUGGUAAACUCAAUCAGCCGCAUGGUGACGGUUAAACCAAG
Sphaeroforma arctica JP610 is the source of this 224-nucleotide messenger RNA. RefSeq lists its product as hypothetical. NCBI's taxonomy places the organism in Eukaryota, Ichthyosporea, Ichthyophonida. The transcript has a single exon. The record is from RefSeq and is a predicted model, not a curated record. The annotation marks the transcript as partial.